AUGGGUGCCAGACAUCUCAAGACGGCGGCGUUGACGGCCAACGUGGCCACCAACCAGAAGGUCACCGACAUAGUAAAAGGGGUCAUUGAUGACAUCAAGGCAAACGGCGACAAGGCGGUGCGAUCAUAUUCAGAAAAGUUUGACAAGUGGUCCCCCGAGUCCUUCAAGCUGUCAGAAUCCCAAAUUCAGGACAUCAUCGCCAAGGUCCCAGCCCAGACCGUUGCCGACAUCAAGGAGGCACAGAAGAAUGUCAGGACAUUCGCCGAGGCUCAGAGGGCCACCAUCACAGAUGUCGAGAUUGAGAUUCAGCCAGGUGUAUUUCUCGGCCACCGAAACAACCCAAUCGACAGAGCCGGAGCAUACAUUCCUGGAGGCCGAUACCCCUUACUCGCCUCUGCACACAUGACCAUUAUCACGGCCAAGGUUGCAGGUGUCAAGCACGUGAUUGCCUGCACACCCCCUAUCGCUGGCGAGAUCCCGUACGCUACCGUAGCAGCGGCCCACUUUGCUGGCGCCGACGAGAUCUUCCUCCUGGGCGGCACCCAGGCCAUCGCCGCCAUGGCGCUCGGCACCGAGACCAUCAAGAAGGUCGACUUCAUUGCCGGGCCCGGUAAUGCCUUCGUGGCCGAGGCCAAGCGCCAGCUCUUCGGUGAGAUCGGCAUCGACCUCCUGGCGGGCCCGACCGAGGUGCUGGUCGUGGCCGACGACCACGCGGACCCCUUCACCAUCGCCACGGACCUACUCUCGCAGGCCGAGCACGGCCCGGACACACCUGCCGUGCUGAUCACCACCAGCGAGCAGGUCGGCAAGGAGUCGAUCCGCUUCGCCGACGAGAUCCUCAAGAAGAUGCCGACGCGCGAGCUGGCCGGCACCUCGUGGCGCGACUACGGCGAGGUCAUCGUCGUCGACAGCCUGGACGAGGCCUACGAGCUCGCGGACGUCUUCGCCAGCGAGCACGUUCAGAUCUUCACCCAGAACCCCCGCGAGGCGCUCGACAAGAUGACCAACUAUGGUGCCCUCUUCCUGGGCGAGAAGACAUGUGUCAGCUACGGUGACAAGUGCAUCGGUACGAAUCACGUCCUGCCCACCCGGCACGCCGGCCGGUACACGGGAGGUCUGUGGGUCGGCAAGUACCUCAAGACGCAGACGUACCAGGAGGUCGUAAGCGAAAAGGCAUCCGGCGAGAUCGGCCGUCUCUGCGGUCGCUGCUCGAGAGCGGAGAACUUUGAGGGCCACGCAAGAUCGGGUGAUCUGAGGGCGUACAAGUACCUCAAGGACCCCCAUGAGUGGAUUGAUGAGGCUAAGAAAUGA
This is a messenger RNA of Neoarthrinium moseri, 1311 nucleotides long. RefSeq lists its product as uncharacterized. Gene Ontology annotation, molecular function: histidinol dehydrogenase activity; metal ion binding; NAD binding. Lineage: Eukaryota; Fungi; Ascomycota; Sordariomycetes; Amphisphaeriales; Apiosporaceae. Gene Ontology annotation, biological process: L-histidine biosynthetic process. Gene Ontology annotation, cellular component: cytoplasm. The coding region runs from base 1 to 1311 and encodes 436 amino acids. The record is from RefSeq and is a predicted model, not a curated record. The transcript is spliced from 3 exons.